Mycena citricolor is the source of this 3147-nucleotide messenger RNA. Lineage: Eukaryota; Fungi; Basidiomycota; Agaricomycetes; Agaricales; Mycenaceae. The record is from the annotation of a GenBank genome assembly.
GCAGGAUAUAUCUCGGUCUCGUACUGACGACUCCAUUGGCAAGAGCCUUCCUUAUCGACAUCUUACUGGUCCACUCUGGACUUCGGCAGUGAUCUUCGUCAUGUUUGCCGCCGCCACCUCGUUCUUUGCGCGCACUGCCAUCUCGCAGUCGUAUAACAUCUCCAGUUCUGGCGCUGGAAGCCGUUCCCCGACACCCGGACCCGGAGCUUCUGGCUCUCAAGCUCAAGCUUCGUCUGCAAAUAACUUCUCUCUACCCAUAACCAUUGGCCUCUGGCGCGUUCAAUCUGCCUCACACAAAGUGACGAACAAGCGUGUCAGCGUGUGGUCAUUUGACAAGCGCAGUCCUGAGAUCGAGAGACUGCGGCCGGCUGCGAAGGAAAGAACGCUAGAAGUACUCAAAGCCGAGGCCUCUGCGCUCACAAGGCUACGGCAUCCUUGUAUUUUGGAAAUGGUUGAACCACUGGAAGAGACACGGACGGAAUUGAUAUUCGCAACGGAACCUGUGUUGUCUUCAUUGGAGUUAUCUAUCCCGAGUGGAAGUCGACAUUCCCCUCUCGUGGAGUUGGACGAAGUCGAAAUCCAGAAAGGCAUCUUGCAAAUAUGCAAAGGGCUUUCAUUCUUGCACUCAUCGGCGCUGCUGAUACAUUCUAAUCUCAGUCCGGAGAGUAUAAUCAUCAAUAGCUCGGGUGACUGGAAAAUCGCUGGGCUGGGACUGACGAUUCCGCUGAUGGCAUCUGGCGGCGGGGCGACACGAUGGGAGUUUCCAACAUUUGACGGACAUGUCCCACAGUACAUUCAGCGCUCAUUCGACUACAUGGCACCGGAGUAUGCGCUGGACGAGCAACUCAUUACUGGGUCUGACAUGUACUCGCUCGGGUGCACGAUAUAUGCCGUACACUGCAAGGGCAGUCCUCCGUUCAAAAAUCAUGGUAGUCUGGGCGGGCUGCGCGAGAACGCUGGUCGUCCACCGCCGAAUAUGGAUUCCUUGGAUCCUGAUCUACAAGGUCUCUUGCGUUCGUUAAUAACGCGACACCCUGCAAGCAGACCCACUCCGACCACCCUCCCUUCGCAUGGGUUCUUCUCAUCACUGCCCAUAUCAACACUGAACUUCCUAGACCGGUCGAACUUCACCGCGAAAACCCGCGAGGAAAAGAUCUCGUUCAUGAAGGGGCUCACGAACGUCCUCGACAAAUUCUCAUCGGGUUUACGAACGCGGAAGAUCCUGCCCAGUUUGCUAGAAGAGAUGAAGGACACACAUCUGCUACCGUACAUUCUGCCAAAUGUCUUUCUGAUUGCGCAGAUCCUAUCUUCGGCCCAGUUUGCGUCACUGGUACUGCCGAGCUUAAAGCCUCUCUUUGCGGUGAAAGAGCCACCGCAGAAUAUGCUGACGUUGCUGGAGAAUCUUGAGAUGUUGCAGGAAAAGACGGAGGGGUCGGUAUUCCGGACGGAAGUGCUGCCACUGGUGUAUAACGCGCUGGAGUCGGACCACGCCGUCGUGCAGGAACGGGCGCUGAAGGCUGUGCCUCGGUUAUGCGAGAGCAUUGACUACGCCGAGGUACAGGGCGUUCUGUUCCCCAGAGUUGCGGUCUGUGUUUUCCCCGAACGUGUUUUUGGGUCCGGAGCUUAUGCGAGACACAGUUGGUCUUUACGAAAACGCGCGUUCUUACAGUGAAGGUGGCGACGCUGGAAACGUUCUUGGCUAUGGUGGGGACUCUGGACCAAUCCAGUCUGACGCAGAAGCUCGUGCCGCUGCUGUCCAAAAUCCGAACCAAAGAGCCGGCAGUGACAAUGGCGACGCUGGCUGUGCAAGAAGCCAUGGGCCUCAAAGUCGACCGGGAAGCUGUCGCUACCCUGGUCCUGCCUCAGUUGUGGGCUAUGUCCAUCGGACCCCUGCUCAGCCUGAACCAAUUUGAGCGCUUCAUGGGUGUGAUCCGGAAGCUCUCGGACCGAAUUGAACAGGAACACAAACAGUUUCUGCGCGAUUCGCAACGACUGGAGGAUCGGUCGUCGACGGGACAGACCAACGGAGCUAAUGGCGGCGGUGCGGACGGGAAUGUGGACUUCGCGAGCUUGGUGGCCAGGGCAAACGGUGCUCUUAAGCCUGACGUGACUGGGGGAAGUGCAACAGGGACGACAACAGCCACAAGCUGGGACGACGAUCCAUGGGCUACCAUGCUGGGAGAACCAAACGUGGCUACGCCUUCGAGUCCUCCACUGGCCAUGAAUUUCCCAAAGCAUCAAACACUUCAACCACCGCCACCGCCAGCCUCGCCGUUCCAACCCCCAAAGCCAUCACCGUUGAGCAUGCGAGCAUCCUCAAGUUCGUUCUCGGCUGCUCCCGUCAUACCCCGCGCUGCGCCCAUAUCCCCCCCGCAACAACCGUCGUAUAAUCUGUCCACCACCACAAAGCCGAAUUACAACAUCUCCCUCCCAUCGGUCGCACCCGUACCCGCACCCGCACCCGCACCCAGUUACUCGGCGCCUCCGUUAGCCUUUUCCUCGCCGCCAUUGACCGCAUCACCGCCGCCAUCAUUCGGCUUCUCCAACACCCCGAUGAUGGCCGCCGUUUCACCUCCUCUGAUGGGGGCCAGCUCGCCGAUGAUGGGAUCGGGCUUGCUGGCGCCAUCCAAGCCGCCAGUACCGACAUGGACAGCCCCCAAGGCAAACAACGACGGCUGGGCGGACUUUGAUCCCCUCGCGUAGCCAGUUUAGACAGCCUUAUCUAUCCGUAUUAUAUGUUUCAACCAGGACAUCUGUAAUCGCGCCGACGCCCGAGGCUGGGACAAUGCUGUCGUCCGCGUCCGAAUCUUGCUCUGGGAUGGCGGCGGCGUCGAUGAAAAUGCCGAGGAUCCCGCGGAGUACGAUGAGUGCACCCAGCUUCGAGGCAACGGAGUUUUUCUCCUUGCAUGCUGGGCUGUAGACACCUGCUGCGCGGUCAAUAGUGAUUCGCACGCACGGAAACGAAACACAUGCAUUUGGUGCAGCCUUCGUCGCAGGGACAACCUGCGAUCGUGCGCUCUGCCUUGCAAAGCAGGUCAUGCACUGAACGAAAUCAGACUGACGUAGUGAAGGAGAAACCGUAGCAAACCAUGGUCGAACGCAUUGCGGCUGACACCCUCCAGACCGACCGAAUCGUAGAAAAUCAAC